Messenger RNA from Cynara cardunculus var. scolymus (artichoke), 917 nucleotides. RefSeq lists its product as uncharacterized. Lineage: Eukaryota; Viridiplantae; Streptophyta; Magnoliopsida; Asterales; Asteraceae. The record is from RefSeq and is a predicted model, not a curated record. The transcript has 2 exons. The coding region runs from base 1 to 711 and encodes 236 amino acids. Gene Ontology annotation, molecular function: zinc ion binding.
AUGGCAACUUUGCAAGAAACCCAUCUAGAUUUAGAGGCAGGUGGUGGUGGUGGUGGUGGUGGUGGUGGAGAUGCUACCCAUCGUCAAUCAAUCGCCAGCAGUGCCGGCGACGGCAGCUCACGGUCAUCGGAUGCUAGUGAAGAAAGUACUACAGCUACCACUGAGAUUGUAGGGGUGGUGUCGGAGGAAGAAGAAGAUAAAGGCAGGGAAUCCUGUGUGUCAGAGUUCUCGGUGGUGGAUCUGGAAAACGGUGGUGGUGGUGGUGGUGGGGUCCAUUGUGAUGAGGGCAGUAAGGUACAUUUGUCAAAAAUUGAAAGGGAUUGUAGAAUUUGUCAUCUGAGUCUGGAUUUAACCAAUCAAGAGUCUGAGAAUGGGAUUCCCAUUGAGUUAGGUUGUUCUUGUAAAGAUGAUUUAGCUGCUGCUCAUAAGCAUUGUGCUGAAGCUUGGUUCAAGAUUAAGGGAAACAAAACAUGUGAGAUAUGUGGAUCAAUUGCGCAUAAUGUUGCUGGUGUGAACGAGGCUGAACUAAUGGAACAGUGGAACGAAGCUAAUGAUGGCAUAUCAUCAACGGCUACUGCACCUGGUGGGAACACCGCCUCAUCGGACACUCGAAACUUCUGGCAAGGCCAUCGGUUUCUCAACUUCCUGCUAGCGUGCAUGGUUUUUGCCUUUGUCAUCUCUUGGCUCUUUCAUUUCAACGUUCCUUCGUGAAAACAGUCGUGUAAAGUGGGUGAUAUCCAAGGAAGAAAUUCAUUGAGGUACUUCUUUGCUAGCUACUACUGCAUCUUUUUUUUUAUUGUAUCGAAGAAAUUAAAUGGAUCUUUCGUGUUGUUGUCGUCGAUAGUGUAGCAUUCAUGUGUUUCAUUAGAGCUUGUAUCGGUUAUUACUUUAAGAUGUGUAUGAAAUGUUCGUUCUUA